This is a messenger RNA of Eruca vesicaria subsp. sativa (arugula), 1146 nucleotides long. The record is from the annotation of a GenBank genome assembly. Lineage: Eukaryota; Viridiplantae; Streptophyta; Magnoliopsida; Brassicales; Brassicaceae.
GAUCGGAAAAAUAUCUCCUAACUCCUUUCUCUCUCUCUCAUUUCUCGACGAGACUUCAUGGUUGAAGAGGACGAAGUUAUUGUUCUCGGCACCGGUCUCAAGGAGUGUAUCCUCAGCGGUCUCCUCUCCGUCGAUGGUGUCAAGGUGCUUCACAUGGACAGGAAUGAUUACUAUGGUGGAGAGUCUACAUCUCUUAACCUCAAUCAGCUUUGGAAGAAGUUCAGGGGAGAAGACAAGGCUCCUGAACAUUUAGGUGCUAGCAGGGAUUACAAUGUUGACAUGAUGCCUAAGUUUAUGAUGGGAAAUGGCAAGCUUGUUCGUACUCUUAUUCACACAGACGUUACCAAGUAUUUGUCCUUUAAAGCCGUUGAUGGAAGCUAUGUGUUCGUUAAGGGAAGGUUCAAAAGGUGCCAGUGACUCCUAUGGAGGCCUUGAAGUCUCCUCUCAUGGGUAUAUUUGAGAAACGUAGAGCUGUUGAUAAAACGAAGAUACUUCUCAGAUGAACAACCAGCAGCUUCACCAUGGAGUAUUUCACCGCAUCGAACCUCAUCAUCCCAACGUUUAGACGACGAGAUCACAAGCGAUGAUGACCAAUUCUACAAGAGAACAAGUUAACAUGGAGAUCCUUACAAGUACAACAACACGCUACCGCCACUUCCAGCACAACGCAACUUAACUCCUCCUCCUACGCUAUUUCCGCAGCAGCCUGUAUCUACUCCUGAUAACUACGCUAUACCAAGAUUCUCACUUUCUAGUUUGCAAGAAACAAGCAACAAUGGCAGUGAUAGAUCAUCUAAACGAAUGGAUAUUAACGUUUGAAACUUGAAAUCUUCUCUAUCGUUACAAGAAAACUUAAUGAACCUGUGUUUGCGUCUGGUAUCUAUUAUUCUUUUUGAUUGUUCCACUGGUUUCUUCUUUCUUUUGGGUUGGAAGUGGUAAAGUGAAUAUGUGUGUAAUCAAUCAAACCCUCUCUGGAUCGUUCCUAUAGCAGAUCUUUUUUACAGUUUUUUUAAAACCUUAUCUUGUAUUACUGUUUGAAACAGCAGAAAAGAACAGUUAUUGAUUUUACAUCAUCAACCAAAUCCUUACUAACGACAUUAGUCACAUCAUUGGACUUGUCUUGGUUUCCAACGAGCUUGUUAUCUU